Messenger RNA from Lacerta agilis (Sand lizard), 4210 nucleotides. It is a transcript of the gene ARAF, whose product is annotated as A-Raf proto-oncogene, serine/threonine kinase. Gene Ontology annotation, molecular function: protein kinase activity; ATP binding. Bases 81 to 2063 code for a protein of 660 amino acids. Gene Ontology annotation, biological process: protein phosphorylation; signal transduction. Gene Ontology annotation, cellular component: cytosol; mitochondrion. The transcript is spliced from 16 exons. The record is from RefSeq and is a predicted model, not a curated record. Lineage: Eukaryota; Metazoa; Chordata; Lepidosauria; Squamata; Lacertidae.
UUGCGACGUCACCGCCCGGGCCCCGCCCACUUCGAACGCUCGUACAAGAUGGUGGCAGCUUCGCGGCGGCAGGCCCCUGGAUGAGGCGCAGCCAGAACUCCUCCUGCGGCACACUCACGAAUGGCUUCUCCUCAUCCUCUCCAGACCCCGGCCCUUCAGGUGGGGGUGGGAGGGGAGACCUCCUGCCUCUCUCCCACAGCAUGACGACGAUGCUUGCCUCUCGCAGGAAAAGGCUCGGAGGCAGAGCCAUGGCCGAGGCUCGGGGCACCAUCAAGGUGGAUCUCCCCAAUCAACAGCGCACAGUGGUGACUAUCCGGCCGGGUACAACUGUCUACAGCUCCCUAGACAAGGCCCUGAAGGUCCGUGGGCUCAACCAGGACUGCUGUGUGGUCUACAGGAAAAAGAGCGAUGGGCGAAAGACCAUCACAGAUUGGGAGACGGACCUGGUCAACCUGGAGGGGGCUGAGCUCUCUGUGGAAGUCUUGGAGGACCUGCCGCUCACUAUGCACAACUUUGUGCGGAAGACCUACUUCAAUUUGGUCUUCUGUGAUUUCUGCCUUAAGUUCCUCUUCCAUGGCUUCCGCUGCCAGACUUGUGGCUACAAGUUCCACGAACACUGCAGCAGCCGAGUGCCUACGGUCUGCUUGGACCUGGCCACUACGCAUAAGCCUGUUUACAGCCAUGAACCAGGUCAGCAUCCUCCAUUCUGGCAGGACAGUGUCCCGACUACCCCAGUGCAGCCGAGUCAUGAACCAGUGACCCCUCAAGCUGUCGGCCCAAGAAAGCCGCCCCCCUUCAGCCCAGAUGCCUUCGGCUUCCUCAGCCUCCAUGGGGGUGGGCAGCAGCUCCAACGGCACCGCUCAACCUCCACCCCCAAUGUCCACAUGGUCAGUACCACCAGCCCCGUGGACAGUGACAUGCUUGAGCUCUUAAGCAGGAACCACAACACGGAGGGCCUCGGUGCGCUUGAGCUGCCUCCUUGCACCCCGCCGGCUGCCCCAGUUUCCAGCAUGGCUGCUGUUUCGCCUGGCCGACGCUCCCCCCACCCCAAGUCCCCCGGCGAGUCCCCCAGGGAGCGCAAGGCCCCUGUCGAAGACAAGAAGAAACCUAAAUCCCUGGGCUACCGGGACUCCAGCUAUUACUGGGAAGUCUGCCAUACCGAGGUGACUAUGCUGAAGCGCAUAGGCGCUGGAUCAUUUGGCACUGUCUUCCGGGGCCGCUGGUACGGGGACGUGGCGGUCAAAAUCCUGAAGGUCACCAACCCCACCAGCGAGCAGGUGCAGGCCUUCAAGAACGAGAUGCAGGUGCUCAGGAAGACGCGCCACGUGAACAUCCUGCUCUUCAUGGGCUUCAUGACCCGCCCCAGCUUUGCCAUCAUCACCCAGUGGUGCGAAGGCAGCAGCCUGUACCAGCACCUGCAUGUACAAGAAACCCCCCUGGAGAUGGUGCAGCGGAUUGACGUGGCCCGGCAGACGGCCCAGGGCAUGGCUUACCUGCAUGCUAAGAACAUAAUCCACCGGGACCUCAAAUCCAACAACAUCUUCCUGCACGAAGGCUUGACCGUGAAGAUCGGCGACUUUGGCCUUGCCACCGUGAAGACGCGCUGGAGCAGCUCACAGCAGGUGGAGCAGCCCAGUGGCUCCAUACUUUGGAUGGCCCCUGAGGUCAUCCGAAUGCAAGACCCCAACCCCUACAGCUUCCAGUCAGAUGUCUACUCCUAUGGAGUUGUUCUCUAUGAGCUGCUCUCCGGGACCCUCCCCUACAGCCACAUCAACAACCGGGACCAGAUUAUAUUCAUGGUUGGCCGGGGGUACCUGUCCCCUGACCUAAGCAAGGUGCCCAGCAAUUGCCCCAAAGCCAUGCGCAGGCUGAUGGGUGACUGCCUUAAAUUCAAGCGUGAAGAGAGACCCCUCUUUCCUCAGAUCUUGGCCUCCAUUGAGUCGCUCCAGCGUUCUCUGCCCAAGAUUGAACGCAGUGCCUCUGAGCCCACACUCCAUCGGGUGGGUCACAACGAAGACCUGACUCCCUUCGGUUUCCCAGCUGCCUUGCGGCUCCACAGCUAACGUGGCGUGACUGGAACUGCUACCAAAGACCACGUCCCCCUCGAGGCCAGGGUCUGCAACUCGCGGCCCUCCCUGGGGGGACAGAGGAGCCGGUCAGUCCCAGGAGGGCAGCCGCAUCCCUGGCAUCCAGGUGUAUCGCCCAGGUCUGUGUGCAGAGAGACUCUGGGGCUGAGGCUGGGGCAUGUCCACCUGGAUUUCACUCUCGCUCCAAAGCCUGCAGUCCUACUCGGGGGUCGCCAAAGCGGACAACACAUUGAAACAUCCCUGCUCUGCAAUGACUUUGGCUUCAUUGUCCCCAGGUGUAUUCUUUUGUGGGGCUUAUCCUGUUUCCAGGAUGUUGUAGGUGUCAUUUGUUUGUUUGCUCGGGAACUUCAGUCGGAGAGAAAAGUAUUGAGGGGUAUGUGAAAGAAGGACUGUGAAAGAGGAGCUGGAGAUGGGUGUAAUAAAAAAGGCUAAGCCCUGUCUGGAUGGUGUCCUCUUCCCUCUGUCCUCCUCCAGGCCUGCCAAACCACAACCUACCUAUCUGAGCUGCAUCACGGGAGGCUUGCUGCUCUACUGGCUUGUGGAGAGUCAGUUUCCUUUACACAAAAGGGGGCAUGUAUCUAGACCUCAAGGACUCCUGGAACUCGGAGGAAGGUGGGAUGGCAGCCCUUCUGACAGUUCAGGUGGACACACUCUUCCUCACAUCAUCCCUCUGCUUUCCAUUUGUCUCACCUGUGCGCACACCCCAUCUCCAGCAUGUACAUGCAGCAAAGGACAUGGGGUUGCGAUGGUUGUUGUGCAUGGCAAUCUACCCAUAAAGCUGCACAUGAGCUCCAUAAAUGCAGGGGUCACGUGGACACUGCCUUGUGUUUCCCAGGUAUGCGCAGGGCUAGAGCUCUGGUCCACUGCAGCUUUGGCAGCCAGGAGUGCCGUAUCUGCAGAGGAGCCCCUGAGAACAUCUCUCUCUGCCUUUGACUUGCAAACGAAUUGCCUGGGUACUGAAAGUCAUCAGAGGAAACUAUGUAGGGAGAGGGGGCAGAUUUUGGGAUAGCUCAGUUGGUGCAGCAUGAGACUGAAUCUCAAGGUUGAGGGUUUGAGUCCCGCCUUCUAACUCUAUGAUUCUAAAGUAGGGGGGGGGGCUAUCUUGGUCUUCCCAGGUGCUGUUGGGCUCCCAGUCAGUCCCAGCCAGUGUGGCCCCCGGUCACAAAUUCCAAAGGGCCACUGGUUGCCCCCCCCCCGGUGCCAAAGGGUGCCCAACUGCUUUUGUAAAGCAACCCCCAAGCAGUGGGGGAAUUGAAUGCCAUUGCUGUGCCCAUGGUGGUUUGCCUCUGUGUGCCCACAUUCGACAUGAAGCCUUUUCCUCCCAGGCUGUCCGUCUUUCCUCGGCAGGUGGCUGUGAGGUCAGCUUAAAGGUUGGGGAGCCGAAACACUGUAGGUAGAUACUGAUGCCCCAAAGGAACGGAGGGACCCCUCAAGCAGGGAAGAGGGUUGAUGUGACCUGGUGCUGUAUGGAGGGCGGGGGAAGAAGCACUUGGUGGUUGCUUUUAGGCAAAGUCUCAGCAUUUCGGGGAAGGGGCCCUGACUCAGGGGCAGAGCAUCUGCUUUGCAUAUCUAGGUCACAGGUUCAACCCCAGCAUUUCCAAAUAGGGCUGCCUGAAACCCUGGAGAGCUGCUGCCGGUCAGUGGGGGAAAUACGGAGAUAGCUGGACCAGUGGUCUGACUUGGGAGGCUCCCCUUUCUCAGCUUUGGGGCAGUCCCUUUCCCCUCUGGGCCAGCAAACCAGUUGCAGAGGAGAAGUCAGAUGGGUAGAUAGCAUCUGGGCUGUUGGGGUUAGGAGACUUUGAAGGUUAAGAAUGAUAAAUGGCACAAUAAGCCCUGGGUUUUAUUGUGGGGCCUCUUCCCGGAGCCAGGGACUAAAAUCAAUAGGAAAAGCCGCCCUAUUUCUCGUGUGGGUGAAACGGUACUUUUGCUUUAUAACCCCCAGCUACCUGAGCUCUAGAAUAUGCGCAUAUCUCAAAUUGUGAACAUCUCUCUCUGCCCCCGAUCUUCUCUUUAAUAGAUAGACGUUUAACUUAAUGCGUUUAAUGAAUGCUUAUGAUUCAGAUUUAAAAGAUUGUAAGUGAAGGUUUUAACAUGUUUGUAUUAAACUCAAGAUUUCAUUUUAA